CGCUCCCCCCCAGCGCGGCGGAGUUCGAGCCGGUGCGGCGGCGGCCGGGCUGCGAUGCCCUGUUAGCCGGCGGCCCGCCCCGAGGUAGCGCCGGCGGGCAGGAGCGCGAGUUGCCGGAGCUGUGGCUGACACCAUGGGCACCGGGCGGGGGGGCGAGGCGGCCGGGCUCCCUGCGCUCCUCGGCUGAGCCCGGGGAUGUGCCGGCGCCCGGAGGAAUUAUUUUGGAACUAGCACGGAGCGGUGGGAGGAGGACGAGCGGCACAGCGUUUCUCAGCUGCGAGGAGGUCGUCCGGCGGUGCUGUAUAGGCAAACAAAUAUCACUUGCUGUGUCAUAGCACAUGGAUUUCAGGACCGCCUGUGAAGAGACAAAGACAGGGGUUUGUUUGCUGCAGGAUGGUAACCAGGAGCCUUUCAAAGUGCGACUGCACUUAGCCAAAGAUAUUUUGAUGAUCCAGGAGCAGGAUGUGAUCUGUGUGUCUGGUGAGCCUUUCUAUUCUGGUGUAAGUAGUCUUUAUUUAUUCUUUAAGAUGUUCUUUACAAAGAAAAAGUGCUAUGUGUAUGUGUGUGGGUGCAUACAUGCAUCUGUAUGCAUUUCCUCCCAUGGAUUGGCAUUUCAUUUUGUACUGUUAACACUAAGUUUAAGCAAAAAGAUAUUUUUAGUGACUGACAAACAUUGCCAUUUAUUUUGUUUUCAGGGUGGAGCAGAACAUAAUAUUCCAGUGGUCAUUUCUAAGAUUUCCAAAGAACAAAGAGCGGAACUCUCAGGUUUGCUCUUUAUAGGAGAUGCAAUUCUACAGAUUAAUGGAAUUAAUGUGAGAAAAUGCAGGCAUGAAGAAGUGGUACAAGUCCUUCGCAAUGCAGGGGAAGAAGUGACCCUAACUGUGUCCUUUCUGAAAAGAGCACCUGCUUUUCUCAAACUGCCGCUGAAUGAAGAUUGUGCAUGUGCUCCCAGUGACCAAAGCAGUGGCACAUCCUCUCCUCUGUGUGACAGUGGUUUGCAUCUCAACUACCACCCCAACAACACGGAUACAUUAUCAUGUUCCUCAUGGCCAGCAUCUCCAGGACUUAGGUGGGAGAAGAGGUGGUGUGAUCUUCGAUUAAUUCCACUUCUUCAUUCACGAUUUUCCCAGUACCUUCCAGGAUCAGAUUUGUGCAGGCAAAAUGCAUUCCAAGUAAUUGCUGUGGAUGGGGUUUGCAGUGGAAUAAUUCAGUGUCUCUCUUCUGAAGACUGUAUUGACUGGCUACAAGCAAUAGCAAGUAACAUUUCCAACCUCACAAAGCACAAUAUUAAAAAAAUCAACAGGAAUUUUCCCGUAAACCAGCAGAUAGUCUACAUGGGCUGGACGGAAGAACGGGAACAAGACUCCCUUCAGGACCGAAUGUACACACCAAAGUUUCUAGCACUGAGGGGAGCUUCUCUGUAUAAAUUUAUAGCACCUCCAGUCACAACCUGGGAUUGGACACGAGCUGAGAAAACAUUUUCAGUUUAUGAGAUAAUGUGCAAAAUUCUCAAGGACAGUGAUCUACUGGACCGUCGGAAACAUUGCUUCAGUGUCCAGUCUGAAUCUGGAGAAGAUCUUUACUUUUCUGUGGAACUAGAAUGUGACCUAACACUAUGGGAAAAAGCCUUUCAAACAGCAACUUUUUUAGAAGUUGAACGGAUACAGUGCAAGACGUAUGCCUGUGUUUUAGAGAGUCAUCUUAUGGGACUUACCAUCGACUUCAGCAUGGGCUUUGUCUGUUUUGAUGCUGCCACAAAGGCUGUGCUUUGGAGGUACAAGUUUUCCCAGCUCAAAGGUUCUUCAGAUGAUGGAAAGAGCAAAAUAAAAUUUUUGUUCCAAAACCAAGAUACUAAACAAAUCGAAGCAAAGGAGCUGGAGUUUUCUAACCUGUUUGCAGUUCUUCACUGUAUCCACUCAUUCUUUGCAGCCAAAGUGGCUUGUUUGGACCCUUUGUAUGUAGGCAGCCAAGCCACAGCUUCUGCUGCUCCCACAACUUCUGGUACUGGCAAAAUAAAGUAUUCUACUUGACAUCCCCCAUGACAGCACUGCCACUUAACAACGAGACAUAAAAAUGUAUAAAUAUUCAUAAGAUUUAGACCUUUGGUGAACCAUGUAUGUGGAAACCAAUCCUGGAGGCAAGACAUCUUGCAGCAUCAGCAGAUAAAUGGUCACGUGGGAUCGUAAUUUCAUCUCUGUUCUGCAAGACAUCAGUAAAUAAUCCUAGUCAAAACCCCAGAAUAGGAUGGAUAUGCUUUUAGUAUUAUCUAUUUGUACUUACAUAGUGCUUUAAGCAGCAUUGGAAGCAAAGGAAUAAAUGGCAAAAUGAAGCACUUGAGUAUUUAAUAAAAUUUUCAAAUUGCUGUAAUAAUACACAAAUAGAAUUGUCAUUUUCCUCUUUUCAGAUGUUUUUUAAUGACAAUAUACUAAACUUUGAGUAUGAACAUAAUGCCCUAUCAUUAUAUUAUGAGAGCAAGCAUACAGUACAUGGUGACAAAGGAGAUAAGCAUGAAAAGACAUUUGUGUAAGUACCUCCUCAAAUAAGAAAGCACUUUAAGCACUGUUGUAAAUCCAUACUCAUGUUCAUACGUGGAAUCAUGCUACUUUUUCCAUUUUAUUCUAUUCAUCUAAAAGUAACAACUGCAGACAUAUAGCCAUGCUGGUCUGAUACAUUAAAAACAAAGCAAACAAGCCACAAAAAGAAAAAAUACUUUUCCAUGGGUAAGUACCUCUUCUUCAAGUAAAAAUAAUGGCAUAUUAUUUUAAUUUUAAUUCUAAAUUAAGUGCAAGUCCAAAAACAAUGUGCCAUCUAUUUAUUUCCUCUGUUUUUUUUUAUUAAGAAUUAAAUACCAUAAAUCCAACUGUCUUUGUUCACAAGAGUUUGAAAUUGUUUCAGAAAACCCAUCUAAUUCAUUGUUUCCAUAGUUAACCUUGAUUUCACAUCAUAGGUAGAAUUUAUGUUUCAUUUAAACUCUAAACAAACAGACUUUUUUCAUUAUGCUUGAAAAGUUAUUUUACCAUUUGAAUUUUUAAUAAGUUAUUUAUAUAUAUAUAUAUAUAGAUAGUACAAUGGGAAUAAAUUGAACAAACUAUAAAGAAUGCAUUACAGAAUGCAUAAUUUCUUUGUUUUUUAAGACCUUUGCAUCACUCUGAAUCAAGUACUAGUUUCUGAGUAUCAUUUAAUGAUGAAAUAUAAAGGACUUGUAAGUUUAAAAUUAAUAACUUUGUUUUAUUGUGAUUUUGUAAUAUAAUUUAAUUUUGCACUAUGUCACACAUGAGUGAAGAUGAUGGAAAAAAGGUAUACAUUUUCAGUAGCAGUUUUGGGGGUUUCUAUUUAUUGUAUUGAAAUCAAAAUAUCUGGGGAGGGGAGGGGAACUCAUCACUUUCAAAGGUCUUCUGGUACACACGUUCUUCCUAUUAGUACACCUCCAAGGACUACACAUUUUUUUUCCAUCCUAAAUUCAUUGGAAUGAUGUAACAAUCCAGCUAUUAAAUACUCUUAAGUGGUAUCAAAAUCCAAUGUUUUCAUAGGCACCAUAAUGAAGUUUUUAAUAAGGAUUGUCCCUAAAUAUGGGGGUCACAUCUGAAGGACAGAUAAAAAUGCCAUGGCUAUCCAUAGGAUCUCAAGCUUGAGACACAAACCCCAGAUAUUUUAAAUUUAAAGCUAUAACAGUUUAAGAGGUUUAACAAUGGUAACUCAGGCACUGCCCUUGUCUAGAAAGCAUAUACUGGAAACACAAAUUUUGGCAGCGCGUUGACAGUGUUCAAAAGAGAAGCCUGAUAUCUUUUAAUGGCAGUUCUCAGUCCUCCCAAAAAAUCUCCUCCACUUCAGUGCAUUUCUGUGGCAUUCAGCUGUCACAACAGUGUGGCCAUGUGCUACCACCUCUGCUGGCAAUAGCAGAAUCUGAAACUGGUCAGCUGCUGGUUGAAUGUUUUCUGUUCAACUGUUCAUGUGAUGUGCAGUUGCAUCACUGAGUCUGAGGGGUGUUUAGUAGGAGACGUGCUUAAAUGAGCAUAACAUUUACCCAAACCAGCACAAAGUAUGUCAUUGCAAAUUUCUGUAGAUGAAGGAAUCCCAUUAUAUUAAAGUCUCCCACAAAGAAUUUAAACAAAAAUACUCAUUGUGCAGAAUGGAGUUAAUGAUAUGAACUUUUGAGACUCUACCAGGGUAUCCUGAAGAUCUCUGUCAAGUGUUCUGUUUGUAGAACAUCUGCAUUCAUCACUGAGAGUUUUGCAACUGUGCAUUAAAUACAGAACAUUUAAGAAACACAUUAGCCAUUAAAUUGUUUUUUAUUUUUGUUGUUUUUCUAAGGUGGUAAACUGGUGGGGCUUCAUCAGUACUUUUAUUUUCAAGAAGAAAAGUGUUAUUCAGAGAAUAUAAGAUGUCAUAGUUUUGACUGCAGGUCAGUGUUGAUUUGUAAAUGCUGCAGACAUUUGUGCAGUGACCUCACAGAAUAUUCAGAGGUGACUCUGCAUGCAACCUUGUCCUUGUAGAGCAACUUGGUCAGAAAUUUAAUCUUGAACCAAAGAGGCAAAAUUUUAAAUUCUGUGUUAUAACUAAUCCUGAAAUACCAAAAUAAAAUUUACAAACAUAUUAAAUGGCUACAUUUUGCAUUUAAAUACCUACAUUUAAAGCAUAGUGAACUCCAUGUGAAUAUGUCAAAAUUCAGGCUUUGUGUUGCAGCCUGUCAUUUCACACAUAACAUAUAAUGAAUACAAGUGUUUCAUAAGUCAACACAGCCCAUUGACUAUGAAAAAACAGAAUUAUAAUGAGCCAUCAACUUUUGCUAAAAAUCUAUAUGCAAGUAAAAGUAAAUAUUUUAACAAGAAAGAGUAAACAAACCAAUCCAUAGCAUAAUACAUAAUUUGUUCUCUUUAUGUCAUUAUAUUUUCAAGUAAGUUUAAUGAAGAAAAUUUUAAUAGUACCAUGCCUAUUGAUGUUAUCUAGUAUACCAAAAAUAUGUAUUCUUAAGUAUAACAAAAUGUAUUUGACUUCAUUUGGUUUGUUUUAUGAUGAGAAUUUUAGAUUAUCUGGUCUUCACAGAACUAAUCAUAUGCUAGGUUAUAGUGUUAGCAUAAGCUUAUUAUGGAAGUGUUACAAAUUUUAAUACAUUUAUUCAUGAUUUCAUCAAUAAGUGAAUAUGUUUCAUUUUCUACAUCUUUUUAAAAAUAAGAGCUACAGAUUUUCAAAAGAGCUUUGCAUUCCAGUAGCACAAAGACACCAUUGAAAUAAAGAUUAGCAUAUUUUUUUAGCUGUUGGACAUUUUAUUAUGUUAAGUACAUCAAGAACUUAGCGGACAAGAGCUAGUUUUAAGAGGGCUAUUUUUUUAAACCAAUCAUUUAAAGUUUUGUCUAUUCAAACUAGAAUUCUUAAGAAUACAACCCAAUAAUAUACAGUAUCAAUAUACUUUGAGAAAAGGAUCACGAAAAGUCGUGUUUUCUAAAUUAGUACUUGAUUCCACAAAAUUAUAUUUAUUUAUUUUAAAUGCAGAGACUUAUCAGAAGACCUCAAAGUUCACGGUUAAACAUUUGUAGUUGUCAACAUUGCAGUCUGUUACUUUUAAUGCGAUUUGGUUUAUUCAAUGCCUUAAGAUGUUUCUUGUAUCAGAGGAAAUAUUAGAAAAUACUUGAGAUCUUGAGAAUGUACAACUGUUGCCCUUAGAAAUUCAGAUCAGUUUUCAUUCUUUCUUAGCAAUUCCAAUAAAGCUUUUGGAAAUUUUAUUAACAUUGAAAACACUAAGCCCUGCAUUAUACUUUCUAUUUCUUUAUGUGGUGGUUUGGUCUCUGAAAAAGUCUAAUGUCUGAAACAAAGUUAAAGCUGAUUUUAAAAAGAUCUGUCUCAGGCAGUUAUGAGUAGGAGCUUGAAGCUCACACCUCUGACCAGUUCAGUAUGAUGGAAAACAUGAAAGACUCACUUAAGUUCCCAGAUUUUAAGUACCUGUCUUAGAUGCCUGAGGUUGCACUUCAGGCACUUCAAAAGGAAACACAGGGUGGGAAUAUAGCUUAAGAUCUCUCAAGGUGCACGUGUAUGUGUCUCCCUUUCUCUCUGUUUCUCUAAGGAACUAGAAGUGCUUCUACUUUAGUGCUUUCAUUUUAUCAGGAAUGUGCUUUUUAAGCCAGGCUCCUGCCUACAACCACUCCUGCAAUUUUAUCACAGAGCAGUCGUCAAGCACAUGAGCUAUUUCUUUCAGGAUGACUCUAAGCAAGCAUCCCAGUUCCAGGUCCUGAUGGGCUUUCAGACCAUGCAGCCCAGCUGAAAUUAGUCCAGAGGGAAAAACCCUCCGAGACGUUACCAGCAAGGCUGCCAGGUCCUGGUGCCAACCAUCUCUCUGGCUGUGGCAGCUGCUGCUCGUGCACCAUGGAGAAAAAGCUAAAAAGCUAAAAAAGCUCAGCUUCACAGUGUAGCCCCCUGGAGCUCAGUGCCUGGAGGGGGAUGCUGUGCUGCAGCAAGGGGCAGAAUGAAGCUGAAAAAGGCUGAUGGUGCCUGCAUAGGUUAUUUUGCAUCACUUCUUUCCUCACCACACCACACACUAUUAGCCACAAGCAGGCUACCCCAUGCUGGUCAACCCUCUCCCUGCUGCAUCUUUCUCUCCAUCUGCCACAAACACACACCUGAAUAUUGGCUCUGGGGUCCCCAAGCAUAUUUCCAUGUUCCCUUACUCCUGUUGCUCAGACAGAUGCAAAACUGUACUUAACUACAUAAUGGAACCUCUAAACCUUGGACAGGGAACAGUGUUGAGGUUUAUAGCAAGAGCUUAAGAGUGCUUGAGUGUGUGAUUAACUUUCAGGUUUUAGCAAAUAAAUUCAUAACUGUGCUUAAGUGCUUUCCUGACUUGGAGGGUUAAGUAGAAUUCAAUUUUCCUGAAAUAAGUUCUAUAAUGUCAACACAUUUCUACUUGCUUGGCUCCAUUUUCAGGAAGUCAAGCAGAGACAGUGGUUCAUAGCUUCCUGGAAUCAAAUUUAAAAAACAUUGGAAUGCUGGAAUAAAAAAAAAAAUUCUGUUGAAAUUCUGUAUAUUAUUACAGUGCAUAAUCUAUUGAAAUAUAUUGAACAAUGUAAAAACAAAUGCUUUCAUUUACAUUUCCUAGUCAGUUUUUGCUGUGGUAUACAUGCCUUCCACUUUUAACAAUUUUCUCCACAGGAAUUCCAGCUAUCUGUCACAGAAAUUCUUUUGCAAUUCAGUAUAUACUAAUAUAUAAUGCUGUGUGUAUGUAUGUGGGGAGUGUGUGUGUGUAUGCAUGUGUCUAUAUAUUAGUAUAUACUAAUGGAAUAUAUUCAGUAUAUAUUAAUGAAAGUUACAUAUUAGGCACAACUGUAAAACAGAAGCAUACAUCCAUGAAGCUUUAUAUUUAAAAACUUACAAUACUAUAAAGAAACAUGUGUAUAUUAGUUUGAGAAAUGGCUAUUUUUGCAGGGUAUGCACAAUCUGGAUAUAUGAUAAUAAAUUGAUAAACAUUAACAGAUUUAUUAUUUCAUACCUCCAGGAACUUAAAGAUUUUUUAAAUUAUUCUUAUCCCUUUAGCAUAUUUGCAAUAUAUGUCAUAAAUUUUAAUUUGUUAUGGAUUAAAAUGACUGAAAAAUGUAAUAGAAAGUCCUAUAUAUUUUAUAAAUAUUAAAAAAAUUAAGAAAAGCUAUUCAAAUUAUUUAUUUCAUUUUAGUUAAGGUUUUGUGAUUGUUUGUAAUAUGUAUUUGUGACAAGCAUAAGUCACCUAGCUGUUUAAGCUCAUUAAUGUACCACUAAUAAAAUGCUAUCUUCUGUUU
Messenger RNA from Lonchura striata (white-rumped munia), 7760 nucleotides. The record is from RefSeq and is a predicted model, not a curated record. Lineage: Eukaryota; Metazoa; Chordata; Aves; Passeriformes; Estrildidae.